Rhinocladiella mackenziei CBS 650.93 is the source of this 2373-nucleotide messenger RNA. RefSeq lists its product as uncharacterized. Gene Ontology annotation, cellular component: U2-type prespliceosome; U1 snRNP. The transcript has 2 exons. Gene Ontology annotation, molecular function: protein binding; RNA binding. Bases 1 to 2373 code for a protein of 790 amino acids. Lineage: Eukaryota; Fungi; Ascomycota; Eurotiomycetes; Chaetothyriales; Herpotrichiellaceae. The record is from RefSeq and is a predicted model, not a curated record. Gene Ontology annotation, biological process: mRNA cis splicing, via spliceosome.
AUGUCCGCAUUCCAUGUUCCAUUGAGGGCAUCGCCGACCAUUUCCAACGAAAUGACUAGUCUUCCGCCCACUCCAGGGCAAUGGCAGGAGGCACGCUCUCCAGACGGCCGAACGUACUACUACAACACAGCGACGAAGGAAACAACAUGGAACAAACCUGCGGAAUUGAUGACUCCUGUAGAGAAGGCCCUCGCCGCACAACCCUGGAAAGAAUACUCGACUCCUGAAGGCCGAAAGUACUACUCGAAUUCCGAAACGAAACAAACAGUAUGGGACAUGCCCGCCCAGUAUCGAGAUGCUCUCAAUUCUGUCCAACUCCCUCCUAAACCUGUACAGCAACCACCGGCUUUCGUAGCUGGGGGUACCACUGCUCUUUCAUCCUAUUCCAGCUCCCGUGAGCGCGACGACUACACGUCUUUCGAUUCCAAACCUCGUACCGAUAUGGGGGGAGCGAACGGAAUCGCCCUGCCCUCGAUCACGAAAGAAGUGGUGCCUGACUACUCGAGUUUUGAAGAAGCGGAAACAGCGUUUAUGAAAUUGCUUCGGAGAUCGAACGUGCAGCCUGAUUGGACCUGGGAGCAGACUAUGCGGGCAACCAUCAAAGAUCCUCAAUACCGAGCUUUGAAAGACCCCAAAGAUAGGAAAGCGGCAUUCGAGAAAUAUGCGAUCGAGGUUCGCCAGCAAGAACGGGAAAAAGCCAAAGAAAGAUUGGCUAAGCUACGCACAGAUUUCGGUAACAUGCUGAGGACACAUCCUGAAAUCAAAUACUACAGCCGAUGGAAAACAAUCCGACCAAUCAUCGAGGGCGAGACGGUCUUUCGGUCCACAGACAAUGAAGAUGAGCGUAAGCAACUAUUCGAAGAAUAUAUAAUCGAGCUUAAGAAGCAAAAUCUUGAGCAGGAAGCAGCGGUACGAAAAUCGGCGCUGGACGACCUUGUCGCCAUUCUCAAGGCACUUGAUCUAGAGCCUUACACCCGGUGGUCGCAAGCCCAGGACAUUCUUCAGUCGAACGAGAGAAUCCAAAGUGAUGAGAGAUUCAAGCUUCUGAGUAAGUCAGACGUUUUGACGGCCUUUGAGAAUCAUAUCAAAUCACUCGAAAGAACCUUCAAUGAUGCACGUCAGCAGCAAAAGGCUAGCAAAGUCAGGCGCGAACGACAGAAUCGCGACAGAUUUAUGGAAUUACUUCAAGGCUUGCGCAGCCAAGGCAAAAUCAAAGCGGGCUCCAAAUGGAUGUCAGUGUUACCUGAAAUUGAAGAUGACCCGAGGUAUGUUGCAAUGCUGGGUCAAGCUGGAUCAACGCCAUUGGACUUGUUUUGGGAUAUGGUUGAGGACGAAGAGCGAGCCCUCAGGGGGCGAAGAAAUGAUGUGUAUGAUGUUCUUGAGGACAAACGAUAUGAAGUCACACCGAGGACCUCCUUCGAUGAAUUCUUUGAUGUCAUGCUUACUGAUCGACGCACAGCCGACAUCGACCGUGAUGCCCUGCAACUUAUCUUCCAGCGAUUGCACGAGAAAGUCCUUCGGAGAAGCGAAGAUGAGAAACAUGCUGCAGAUCGUCAUCAGCGCCGAGCCGUGGAUGCGCUGCGUUCCCGUAUCAAGCAUCUCGAACCUCCGGUGCGUAUAACUGACAGCUGGGAGGAUGUUAAGUCCCGAGUGGAAAAAACCGAAGAAUAUCAUGCAGUUGGAAGUGAAGAGCUCAGAAAAUCGGCAUUUGAGAAAGUCGUCAAACGAUUGAAAGAAAAGGAAGAAGAUGCGGAGAAAGAUAGGGAACGAAAGCAUCCUCGACGGGGCGAUGACCGAGAUUAUCGAAAUGGCUAUCGUGCAGAACCGAGACACGGCCGACUCUCCAAAUCACCUGAACACGAUGCCUACGAAGCAGAUCGCCGCAAAGCCAUGGCGGCUCGGGAAAAGCAGUAUCGCAAGACCAGUUCCAUGGGGUUAAGUCCCCCUCCCUCGUACCGUGAUCGUGACCGACGCGAACGAGAUGAGAGGCACGGACGUCUUGAUCGUGAUCGAUCCCCACCCCCUCGACAUCUCGGUACAUACGAGCGUGAGCGGCGCGAGCGUGAAGAGGAGCGGGAACGUCUUUACCGGACACGAGCAGAUCCCCGUGGUAGCAGGGAUGAGUUGAAUUAUGGUGAAGAAUCGAGAAGUGUGACUGGGAGUGAGCGCCGGCGCAGACGCGGCGACGGCAGUGAUGCCGAGAGCGUGGAUAGUGGACACAGAAGCGCGAAGCGGUAUCGCAGGGACCGACGGGGCAGUUCCCGGGAUAAACACAAGAGCAAGACGCCCGAACCACCGAAAAAAGACGUACAAAUGCCUGAGCCGAGUGGUGUCCAUUCCGGAAGCGAAGAAGGGGAGAUUGAAGAGGACUGA